Messenger RNA from Pseudogymnoascus destructans, 4193 nucleotides. RefSeq lists its product as uncharacterized. The transcript has a single exon. The record is from RefSeq and is a predicted model, not a curated record. Lineage: Eukaryota; Fungi; Ascomycota; Leotiomycetes; Thelebolales; Thelebolaceae. Gene Ontology annotation, cellular component: cytoplasmic stress granule. The coding region runs from base 862 to 3522 and encodes 886 amino acids. Gene Ontology annotation, molecular function: mRNA binding. Gene Ontology annotation, biological process: mRNA splicing, via spliceosome.
CUCUGCCCUCUGCCCUCUGCCCUCUGCCCUUUGCCCGUUUGUCCUUUGCCCGUUUGUCCCUUACCCUUCCUUACCCUACCCUUCCCUUCCUUUCCCUUUCCUCCCCCAAAACCUCAUCUCCAAACUUCACCUUUAUUCAAUACCCCAAAAACACCACCACUCCUUUUGGUGUCUCUUCUUCCUGUUCUUUGCCCUUUUUAAUUUUCGAAAACAGCUUCAGCUUCAUUCAGCUCAUUCAGCUUCUUACUCCCAAUCUCGUUCACCCUGUUCAAAAAUACGCUACCUUAUCCCUAUUCUUCUCACCGAAUAAACAGGUCCCUUUCCUUAACACGCCCCCCUGUAGCAGCCACACACCAACAACCACAGCGAUCGAAAAAAUCGCGAGCUCCCACCGAACCUGUCGAUUUUCUCCUCGCCCUUUGAGCUCCUAGAAGACCCUUUUUUUGCUGCAAGGAGACCCGCGGCUGUAUACCUCUUGCCUACCGCUUGUUUAGCUCGCAGCUAUCCGAUUUCGAAAUCUAUCCGAAAAGCUCAAACUUUCAACCCUGCGAAACGCUACGCUCUCAACCCCCUUCGUGCGAUGGUCCGCUGAGACGCUGUAUACAAUCUCGCUCGAAGCAAUCAACAUCGAACAUAUCGGAAACAAACCUCCCUUUUUGCCUCCGCGUGGGCUAUAUACUUCAUAUCAACCUCAUUUUAUACGCUCCUGCUAUAAGCUAUAAUAUUUCAAUUCGAAUUGAUCUUGUCUAAACAUAUAUUGGGCCAUCUACAACCUUCUUUUCAGAAGCUAUCAGUUUUACUACACACUUUCGUGCCUAACAAGGCACUUUAUCCUUCAACACGGCUGUAUUAUCACCAUCGAUGCGGGACAACUUUGUCCUCCCAUCUCAUCGUUUGGGUAUGCAAGAAACAGCAUCAACCAGCGGCAUGAACGGCCCAAACGCCAGGACUGCCUCCCGCUUCCCCGGCCAUGCCUCGAAACCAUCCAUUUCCGAGACGGGCUUCUCCCACGGCGCCUACAGCUCGAACCAGUUCUCUAUGGGCGGAUACGGCGAUAGGCAUCCGAACCGAGCAGCGAAUAUCCCCUCAAUCAACACGCAACCGCUAGGGCAGAACGGGGCUGAUGCCUCUACACCCGGGACCGCCUUCGACAUGCAGUUCACACCAUUACUGCCGUCCCAGCUCCUCCUCGGAAGCCCCUUCCAACCGGGCUCUCCAGCCGCCUUUGCCAACCCGCAGUUCCAGAAUUUUGCCAACUUCAGCCAGCAGCAUAAUUUACAGCAGCAGCAGCAGCAGCAAAACGGCAUGAGCAGCCCCAUCCAGGACCAAAUGUCACCACAACUUUAUCAGACCAUUGUUUCGCCGUCGACUUAUGGUGCUCCGCAGUUCUACGCCCCGCAGUCUCCAACCCAGGGAUACGCUGCUCUGGGGAACCAGAUGCAGUUACAGAUGCAAAUGCAGAUGCAGAUGCCGACUUCGCCGCAGCAAGCUCAGGGCAUUGCGGCUGGAACGAGCAGGACCGUCUAUCUUGGCAACAUUCCCCCUGAGACGUCUGCUGAGGAGAUUUUGGGUCAUGUGCGUAGUGGCCAAAUUGAGUCCGUCAGACUCCUCCCGGACAAGAACUGCGCGUUCAUCUCUUUCUUGGAUGGUGCCUCUGCCACGCACUUCCACUCGGAUGCCAUCUUGAAGAAACUGGCUAUCCGUGGACAAGACAUCAAGAUCGGCUGGGGCAAGCCGUCCCAGGUCCCGACGUCUGUUGCACUCGCCGUGCAGCAGUCCGGCGCCUCGCGAAAUGUUUACCUUGGUAAUCUGUCGGAAGACAUUACCGAGGAUGAGCUCCGCGAGGACCUGGGCAAGUUCGGCCCCAUCGAUACAGUCAAGAUUGUCCGUGAAAAGGCAAUCGGAUUUAUUCACUUCCUGUCUAUUGGAAAUGCCAUCAAGGCGGUCUCUCAGCUCCCGCAAGAGCCGAAGUGGCAGGCGCCUCGCAAGGUCUACUACGGAAAGGACCGCUGCGCGUACGUGUCCAAGACUCAGCAGCAGAACGCGGCGCAGUACCUUGGGAUUGCUCCUGGUUAUGCCCAUGUCCUGAACGGCGCGGACCGUGACCUGAUUUCCAACGCUCUGGCUCAGCAGUCUGUUGCGGCGGCCGCCGUGGCUACCACUGCCGGAGGCAUCAACAACCUUGGAAACCGCACCGUCUACCUCGGCAACAUCCACCCCGAGACCACCAUCGAAGAGAUCUGCAACGUCGUCCGUGGCGGACUCCUGCACCACAUCCGCUACAUCCCCGACAAGCACAUCUGCUUCGUGACCUUCAUCGACCCAACCUCCGCGGCCUCCUUCUACGCCCUCAGCAACCUCCAAGGCCUGAUGAUCCACAACCGCCGCCUCAAGAUCGGGUGGGGCAAGCACUCCGGCGCCCUCCCCCCCGCCAUCGCCCUCGCCGUCAGCGGCGGCGCCUCCCGCAACGUCUACGUCGGCAACCUCGACGAGUCAUUCACCGAGGACCGCCUCCGUCAGGACUUCACCGAGUACGGCGAUAUCGAGCUCGUCAACACGCUGCGCGAGAAAUCGUGCGCGUUUGUGAACUUUACGAAUAUCGCCAAUGCUAUUAAAGCUAUCGAGGCUAUUCGCGGGAAGGAGGAUUACCGUCGCUUCAAGGUGAACUUUGGGAAGGACCGCUGCGGGAACCCGCCACGCCAGCUGCAGCAGCAACCCCAACCAAGCCGCGCAGACGCCGUCAACCCCCCCCCCUCCGCAGGCCACCAGAGUAACUCUCAAAACGGCUCCAGCCCAACCAACUCCCAAGCCCCUACCACCUCCUUCCAGCCCGCCCAAGUCAACACCGCUAGCGCUGUCCUCAACGCUGGGUCUAAUAACCCGCUUACCAUGUACCUCAACCAGAUGAGCCAGCAGCAGGCGGCGCAGCACGCGCAGCAGCAGCAUCAGCAGAGUCUGGAGGGGGCGCAGGCGAGUUAUCAGCAGCAGAGACAGCAGGCGCUUGUGCAGCAGAUUUAUGGGAAUGGUGGGGGUGACGGCGGUGGUGGUGGGGGUGGGGAUAAUGGACAGAAUGGGCAGGCUGAUGGAUUGGGGAUUCAAACUCAGCCCCAUGGUGGACAUCAUCAACACUCUGCGUCUAUCUCAAACGGCUACGCGGCGCCGACAUCGAGUUCCACGACUGUAGGCGGGCUCCUCGCCCCUUCUAACGCGCGAAGCCAGCACGCAAGGGCCGCAUCAUUGCCGUUCUUCGCUCAAGACGCCAACUCCACCUCCUCCUCCAACAGCCUUGGCGUCAACGGGGGCGGAAACCCCGGAAACGGGUCUGGACAAGGCUUCGCAGGCAGGGGACACGCUUAUCAAUCGUCCUUCUCGGGACUGGUUAGCGGGAUGGGGGUGUUGGGGUUUGGUAAUGGAGUUGGUGGAGGGAUGGGUGUGGUUGGUGUAGUGGGAGGUGGAGGGGGGAAUUAUGGACUUGCGCUCCAGGAGGGGGGGUUGAAUGGAUGGGCUGAGGAGGCUUCCUAGGGGGGUUUUCUUGGGCCGCGGUUCAGCUCUCUUUGUCCUGGGGUGUGACUGUCCUGUCACUUCCUCCUCCACCUGGCCCUCUUCAUCCUGUGAAAGGAGAGGGGGAGUUGGGAGCUGGAAUUUCGGAUUUGCGGCGCGAGGAGAGAUGUGCGCGUGUACCACCUUACUUUUACCUUUCUUUGCUUUGUUUUUACUGUUUUAAUAUCCUGCUGCUGCUAUUUUUUACUUUUAUUUUGGUCAACUUUGACCUAUCACUGCUGCUCACUUGCUUACGGGCACCCCACUUUUUUUCGUUCGCCGUCUAUCGUUUGGUUUCUGAUUUUGGAAUUCGGGCGCUCUUUUUUGCUUUUAGUUCUGCGUGUGAUAUCAUCCCCUGUUUUUUAACCUUACUUUUUUUGUAUUUGGAAGGGAGAGGUGGGAGAGGGUUUAUGAUCAAUCUUACCUUUUUUGAGGGAACGACCUCUUUGUGUCCAUUUUUUAGCAGCUGGGGAUGGAUGAGUGUGGAACGGGGGUGAGAUAUGGACGGAUGGAGAGAUAUAAUACCAUAUAAUAGAGCGACACCCGAGAGCCGGGGGAUGUAUGCGAUAGGCAAGGGAAUGGGAUAUCAGGGCGUAGGGAUACACGUGGUAUAGUUGGGGGUGGGAUAAUGGGAAGGAACCUGGUUUUGAAGC